AUGGUGUGCCCGCUGGCCAAGCUGGGCCGCGCGUCGCCCACGCCGUCGCCGUCGCCGUCGCCCGCCUUCGAGCCGUACCGCUACCAGCUGGAGCAGCCGCAGCAGCAGCCGCACCCCGGCUACCACCAGCCGUACCACGCCGUCGAGCACCAGGCCUACCACAAGCUCGGACACGCCUCCGCCGCCGACACCCAGGCGUACCAGCUCCGGGCGUCGCCGUCGUUGGAGCACCAAGCGUACCACCACAAGCUCGGGAGGUCGUCGCCGGCGCUGGACCACCGCCAGGGCUACCACCACCAGCUGGAGCAGAGUUACCACCUGCUGAGCCGCAGGUCGCCGUCGCCGUCGCCGCCGCCGCCCUGCUACCACCAGGCCUACCACCACAAGCUGGGCCGCGCGUCGCCGUCUCUCGACCAGGGCUACCACACCCUCGUCUCCCCCAGCCCGGGGCCCUCCACGCCGGGGCCCUGGGUCGAGCCUGCCAGCAAGACGAAGGCGUCGUCGUCGUCGUCGUCGUCGUCGUGCCGCAACCCGUGGGAGCGGCUGCCGGACGAGGCGGUGGUGCGCAUCUUCUCGUGGCUGGACGCGGUCGAGCUGAGCGCAUGCGCGCGCGUCUGCCGCCGCUUCAACGUGCUCGCGUGGCAGCCGCAGCUGUGGCGCGUCGUGCGCCUGCGCGGCGACCGCGUCUGCGCCGACAAGGCGCUGCGGGCAGUCCUCCGCAGGCUGGGCGUGCACGCGGCGGUGGAGCGGCUGCUGGUGAGCGACGGGGCGCGCGCCACGGACCGCGGCGUGGUGCUGGCGGCGCGCCGCUGCCCGCUGCUGACGCACCUCCAGCUGGCCGGCUGCGGCGCCAGCGUCUCCACCGGCGCCGUCGCCGAGGUCGCCACCCGCUGCGCCAACCUGCAGCACCUCGACCUCACCGGCUGCUGCCGCGUGUCGUGCAUCGGCGUGACGCCCGGCCCGGAGCCGCCGCGCCGGCUGCUGCUGCAGUACCUCGACCUCACCGACUGCCAGGCCGUCGAGGACUCGGGCCUGCGCGUCAUCGUACGCAACUGCCCGCAGCUCGUCUACCUCUACCUGCGCCGCUGCGUCCAGAUCACAGACGCGGGCAUCAAGUACGUGCCGAGCUUCUGCUCGAUGCUGCGAGAGCUGAGCGUGUCGGACUGCACGCAGGUGACGGACUUCGGGCUGUACGAGCUGGCCAAGCUGGGCGCGACGCUGCGCUACUUGUCGGUGGCCAAGUGCGACCAGGUGUCGGACGCCGGGCUCAAGGUGGUGGCGCGCCGCUGCUACAAGCUGCGCUACCUGAACGCGCGCGGCUGCGAGGCCGUCAGCGACGACGCGAUUGCCGUGCUGGCGCGCUCGUGCCCGCGCCUGCGCGCCCUCGACAUCGGCAAGUGCGACGUCAGCGACGCGGGGCUGCGCGCGCUAGCCGAGAGCUGCCCCAACCUCAAGAAGCUCAGCCUGCGCAGUUGCGACCUGGUCACGGACCGCGGCGUCCAGUGCGUCGCCUACUACUGCCGGGGCCUCCAGCAGCUCAACAUCCAGGACUGCCAGAUCUCCAUCGAGGGCUACCGCGCCGUCAAGAAGUACUGCAAGCGCUGUAUCAUCGAGCACACAAACCCCGGGUUCUUUUGAAUCGCGGUCUCGUCCAUUGGACAGCAUGGGUGACUGUCAAGGACUCGAGGAGCUGUUCUAAUAGUUGGCCCUGAACGUCACCUCCCAUUUGGGCACUAGGUGUCAGUGCCAAAAUAAAGAGCAACCAGACUAAAACUCUCUCCUGUCACCAUCAAGUACUGUGAUAACCUUGUAAGAAGUACACACACCAUCAAAAUUACUGCAAGCACACUGCAUAAUCGAGUACAUCAAUCUGGAAUUCUUCAGAACUGCACUCUGCUGCGAUGGAUUUACUUCAGCACUGGCGACUCUCUAGGACUCCCUUGAAGAACUGCUCCAUGAAUUGUCCCAAUACAUCACCUGUCACUUUGGCAAUACCUAUUAGUGGCAGAAUGGCAAGCAUCUUACAUCAUUAGCCUACCUCCCAUCAAAUGCUGUGAUAACCUUGAGAAUUACAGUAAAAAGUUCCAAAGAUGUAAAGAAGUAUUGCAGAUGCCCUUCAUCGAGCACACCACCCCAGUCUUCUUCUCAACUGUGGUCUGGUCCACUAAGUGUACAUCAGCAUGAGCUAUUGUCAGUGACAGCCUUGAGAAACUCCUGUCGUUUGGUUACAAUGCGUCAGUGAUGGAGUCUUUCAGCCAACAACUUUGUCCUAGCACUAUUACAUAACGUGAUAAAUUUAGACUUAUUCUAAGAAGUCCAUCACUACAUUCACACGCAGAUCGACAGGACAAUCUUACCAUCAGUAUGGUAGGUAGGGAUCACCGUCAGAGGAUUAUGACUUUGAGUGAGCCCUGUCAACUCAGCUGCUCAUUGAGUAGCAAACAGUUGUUAGGACGAGGAAGGAGCUUCAAUAGUGAAUGUAUUGAUUUCGUUUGGAUAAGCAUUAUCAGUUGUAAAACUGAGACACUAAAAAAAAGGAAGGAAAAAAAGCUGAGUACUCUGGCACUUGUUAAAUUUGGUGUUUUGUGAAACUACAGCACCCUCAAAAGAGUUCUCUGUCCCAGAAGUAUACUGCAAGUGAACAAAACAUAUUUUGAACCUGACAGACAUGUUGCUGAAUGUAACAUAUGAGGAAAGGGGCUAAAUAUAUCAACUGAUCUGAUGAACAUCAUUAUUCAGGGAAGCUGCAGUGACCAAAAUUUAACGAUUGACUACAUUCUGUACAUUGCCAUGUUGUGGUGGCGCACUGUUAGUAAUAAUGCGACUGACACUGGACUUGCAGGCAUCGUGACUAUGUUUAUUGCAAAUGCUAUGAAUAAUUCGAAUCAUCAUCAUGCACGUUGUUUCUGGGUUCUUAUGCAUCCAGUUAUUUAAAAAUAUAGUUAAAUUCAGCCAAUAAUCGUUGAAACCAAGGAAAGAAAAUAAGAAACUGUACAACAGCUGUUUUAUUGAACACAUAAGCGAGUUCUACUUUCACCACAACCAAGUGCACUGUCCAUUGGCCAACUAUCAUUCUUCUCCCUUUCUUCGCAGUAUUACAAGGCAUACAAUUUCAUAACUUUGAACUUAAUAGCGUUCAAAGCUAAUACACUUUCACUUCUGACACAAAGAGCAAAGUUGCUUCUAGUGUGAUUUCAAAUGGAAUGUGAUAACACACUGAUCAAUUUAACAUAAACAUGUGUGUGAAAUACCUUUGCUGUUAUGGCACUUGUUCCAAAAGAUUUGUGGGAGUUUUUAAUAAACUGUUUUGAACAUCAGGGUUGGAAUGCCUUCCAAAGGCUGCAAAAAUAUAAGAUGGCAUCUGGUUAACAGUAUACAUAUUUCUUUUCUUGAGGCGUUUUUUGAGUAAUUUAGUCAAUAGAGGACGAGAUUUUACAUAUUUGCUGAUUUUAACAAACUAUGAUGUAAAAAUAAUCUCCAUGAUUCAGUAACACGCCUAUAAAUCACUGUAUUCUUUAAUGAUUUAGCUCACAUCUGUAGUGAAUCUGUUCAGCAGCGCUGAGUGUGUUGAGCAAAUACAAAAAUUGAAUCCCUGGAUCAACUCACAUCCAUAAACAUAGAAAUAAGUGAUGUGGUUUGGUGCAGGCAAUGUAAUGUAUCACCAGACUGGUUCCUCUGUCCUUGUGCAAAGUAAAAGCUACUGAGAUAUACAUUUGUUGAAAAGCAGCUACAGAAGUCGUCAUCAAGCAAGUUUCAUUUUUCUCUUGUGUCAGUAAUGAGUUUUAGGCAGCCACACAUAACUUAUUUCACUCCUAACAAAUUUAUGAUUGAUGCUGUUAUUAUUUAUGUACUGAUAAACUGUGUGUUCAAAUGGAAAAAAGAUUCCAUAACUGAUAUAGAAGAUAUCUGAUAUUCUCUUUAUUCUCUUUAGCUAUAUCAAGAAGAUGUAGGUUAAUACUGAGACCCCCAUCAGAGAGUUAUAUUAAGAAUCAAACAACUAUUUCAUUUUACCAAUUGUUCGGUAGUUGUCAGCUUUUUACAGCAAUUGGGUAAAUGGAAAGGUACUUUACACCAUACUACUCCAUGUAAUUUAUUUAACAAAUGUUUAAAAUACACAUACUGAAAUAAAUAAAUUACAAUAAAAGAAUUUUGCAUAUGUAUUGACACAUCAUACUAAUGCUAAUGAAAAUUGAAUUCAGUUACAUUUGUUAUGCUCAGACAGAGUAAAGUUUCGUUUCAUUUAUCCCAAGAACAAAUGCAGGAUUUAUCAGCAUUUGAUGAAAUAGUCUUCAAUUUUCUUGUAUUAUUUGUCUUUGAAUUUAUGUAAAUACAAGUGUCUCAAAAAUAUUUUAUGUAAUUUUUUCUUGUUGUGAAUGCUAUACAACAGAAACUAUUAAGAAAAAAUUACACUUAUGUCUGUUGAAGUGGAAGGGCAAAUAUGUAUGACCAGUGUCCUUAUCUGUAUUAUAAACAAUGUCAAGUCACUAAUUUAACUGUUUAUGAUAUGUGGACUUUUUAAAAAGACUGCCUGUUGUUUCUUCCAUUACAGCCUCUGCUAUCACUUAUUUCCAUUAUUAUUAUUGAUUGAAUGUUCAUAAAAUCCACCAGAACAAAAACCAAAUAAAAGAAACAGGCUUAUCUUCAACAAUUUGUUAAUCAUUUCUUUCAGACAGAUAUAAACUUGAGUUGAUUUAUAGAGUAUUUGCAUCAUUAUACCAUUUAAACUUAAUCUCUAAAAUAGUAUAUCUAUCAUUAAGAUUUUUCAUACCAGCUCUUUACUUUCAUUUCACCACAUGAACAUAUCUUACAAUCAUUUAUUCUCUAACACUCUUCUCAGUAAAGUCAUAUGCAUUAUAUCUAGGAUGCAUGCCUCAAAUGUUGCUUCAUUAUUGUAUCCUUAUAUAGCAGCUAACCUUCAAGUCUAAACUCUUUGCUUCUCAUGUGAUAAUGCUCUAGUAAAUACAUUUGCACAGUAAGAUUAGUGUGCUAGUCUGCAAUGACAAAUUUGUCAAUAUCUUAAGGGAUUAAAUCAACACCUAUACUUGCUUGGUUAUGAAGUAAGAUUGUGACAUAUGUUUAAAGGACUUCUGCAAGAAAAUUAAUUCUGUAUUUAUCUGUUUACAUGACACUAAAUGGGGAAUAGAGUGUACUUUUUUAAAUUACUGAUGUAGUAAACAACAGUACUGUAACAGUGGUAGACAAUUGAUGUCCUGAGAAAGUGUCAGUGCCAGAAGUACAAUUACAUUCGCAUACAACCAGCUCUAGUGAAGCAUAUUUCAGUGGAAAUAUUGCCAACAUAUCUUUAAGGAAAAGUGGGGCACAUUCCUUUUGAAAGACACUAGUUUGAUGAAUAAGAAUAAACGUUAUUUUGGACAGAUUUUUGUAAAAAGGACUACCAAAAACCUAGUGAAGGCUGAUAUUAAACCUGCAAUAUAACUUAUUUUUACUAUAUGUUUGUAAUUAUUUUUAAUAAAUAUUUGUAACAACAUGUACAUGUUAAAGAAUGUAUAAAUGUAUAGGAUCUGGCAGAAACUUAAAAUGUAUAUAACUGAAGGAAAAUUGUAAAUA
Molecule: messenger RNA, 5568 nt
Organism: Schistocerca piceifrons (Central American locust)
Lineage: Eukaryota; Metazoa; Arthropoda; Insecta; Orthoptera; Acrididae
Product: F-box/LRR-repeat protein 7-like
Exons: 6
Coding region: 1-1638 (545 amino acids)
Biological process (GO): SCF-dependent proteasomal ubiquitin-dependent protein catabolic process
Cellular component (GO): SCF ubiquitin ligase complex
Molecular function (GO): protein binding
Source: RefSeq, a predicted model, not a curated record